AUGGAAAAUGCAAAGAAAAUGAUAUUUAUUGAACCUGGAUUGAUUGAAAAAUUAAAACAGGAAAAUAAGGUUAAUAGUAAUUUGUCUCGAUUAGAUAUUGAAAUGCAAAAUAUUAUGAAUAGUAAGACGGAAGACCGUAAGAAGUGGAUUUUAUAUUUACAAACACUACAAAGAUACCUUCACUUUACCGAAGAGGAUCGUCAACCACUCAGACUACCAAUUUAUUCUAAUACAUCUAAUGAAGAUUCAAAUGAGUCUAAAAUUGUCUUUAAAAAUAAAGACAGCGACCUAAGACGUAUAGUUGAUGCUGAAGCUUUGUUGGAGGAGAAUGGAUCUAUUAAAAGUGAAGAAAAUGAUACAAAUCCACUUUACACACCAACUCAAAUACUUAGUUCAAUACCAAAAACUUAUAAUAAAAAAGGUCAGUUAUUAUUAAACUUAGUGGGAACAAAUAAAAGUAAAAUAGUAGUAGUUAGUUUGUACCGGUUCUGGCUCACGAGCCAGAAC
Brenthis ino (lesser marbled fritillary) is the source of this 507-nucleotide messenger RNA. Lineage: Eukaryota; Metazoa; Arthropoda; Insecta; Lepidoptera; Nymphalidae. The record is from the annotation of a GenBank genome assembly.